Molecule: messenger RNA, 854 nt
Organism: Cinara cedri
Lineage: Eukaryota; Metazoa; Arthropoda; Insecta; Hemiptera; Aphididae
Source: the annotation of a GenBank genome assembly
AUGAAUUGUUCAAAGUGCAAUUGUGAUUUGGCUACUGCCGACUGUGUUAAAUGUUCAAAAUGUUCUAAGCUAUUCCAUAUUGCGUGCUCGUCUAUCGUGGGUUUAACGGGCAGUAUUCUUAAAUUUCGUUGUUCUUCGUGGCUGUGCACUAUCUGCGAGGGUGCAAGACUUGGAGUUAGAAAAUCUCCGGUUACUAAAUCAGUUUUAGAUACCGAUUAUAUAUCUAAAAUUAAUAGCAUACUUCGGCUGUAAAUGAUAUAAAAAAAUCGGUUUCUAAGCAUGAUUCGUCAUUUUUGGUGCUCAAUAAUAAACUUGACGAUGUUUCUGGUCAACUGCGGGACUUGGGGGUUCGUACUUCAGUGCUCGAGGAUAGAGUUACUCAGCUGGAAAAUCGUUUGUCUAGCGUUGAAUCUACGAGCUCUCCCUCGGACGAGUCCAUAAUAUCUGAAGUUAUCGAUCGGCAGGCAAGAGCUCGAAAUUUAAUUAUUUUUAAUGCUCCAGAACCAGAUGGAAAUAACGAAAAUGAUAUAUCGCUUAUAAAAUCUGUCUUCCAUGUUUUAACUCCUAACAUUGCUCCAGCAAUAGUCUCUAGACUGGGUCAAAAGACAAGCAAACCUCGGCCACUUAAAGUUACUUUACAUGAGCCUUCCGAUAUUUUUAUUAUACUAAAAAAUAAACACAAACUGCGUACGUCCCCUAUAUAUGGUUCCAUUCGUAUUUCUCCAGAUCGUACAAUUAUGCAACGAAAUCAACUUCGUGAUAUCAUGGGGAAAAUCGAGGAACGUAAAGCAGCCGGUGAAUCCAACUUAGUGAUGAAAUUUGUCAAAGGUGUACCAAACAUCACAAAAAACUAA